Messenger RNA from Lonchura striata (white-rumped munia), 2019 nucleotides. NCBI's taxonomy places the organism in Eukaryota, Metazoa, Chordata, Aves, Passeriformes, Estrildidae. The record is from RefSeq and is a predicted model, not a curated record.
AUGGUCAAGCACCAGUGCUGCCCCGGCUGCGGCCACUUCUGCACCGCUGGCACCUUCCUGGAGUGCCACCCCGACGUGCGCAUCGGGCACCGCUUCCACCGCGCUGCCCGCAUGCGCGGGCAGGGCGAGGGCCGGGAUAGUUUGGGUUAUUUUGGNCGCAGGAGUGCCCGCAUGCACGGGCAGGGCGAGGGCCGGGAUAGUUUGGGUUAUUUUGGUGCCCGCAUGCGCGGGCAGGGCGAGGGCCGCGCCCCCCGGCCGGACCCCCGGGCCGAGCCCAUCGACAGCUCGGGGGGGCCGGCGCUGGCCCUGCCCUCGGGGGGGGCCCUGAGCGCCCGGGGGCUCCCCCCAGGCCCCGCCCGGGAGCACCUGGAGAAGGCGCUGCUGGGCCAGGAGGCCGAGAGGAGGAAGAAGCUUCGCUUCCACCCCCGGCAGCUUUACCUGAGCGUCAAACAGGGGGAGCUGGGCAGGGUCAUCCUGAUGCUGCUGGACAACCUGGACCCGAAUUUCCAGAGCGACGCCCAGAGCAAGCGCUCGGCGCUGCACGCGGCGGCGCAGAAGGGACACCUGGAGAUCUGCCACCUGCUGCUCCAGGCCGGAGCCAACAUCAACGCCGUGGACAAGCAGCGCCGGACGCCGCUGAUGGAGGCCGUGGCCAAUGACCAGCUGGACACGGCGCGGUACCUGCUGCAGAGAGGGGGGUGCGCCUACAGCCAGGAGGAGGACGGCUCCACCUGCCUGCACCAUGCGGCCAAGAACGGCAACCUGGAGAUGGUGGAGCUGCUGCUGAGCACCGGCCAGGUGGACGUCAACGCCCAGGACAGCGGCGGCUGGACGCCGAUCAUCUGGGCGGCCGAGCACAAACACAUCGAGGUCAUCCGGCGGCUGCUGACCCGCGGGGCCGACGUCACGCUGACCGACAACGGGGGGGAGCACCCGGGCACAGCUGGGCACAGCUGGGGGGNCCAGUACAUCCCAGUACAUCCCAGUACGGAUCUGCGCUCGGCGCUGCACGCGGUGGCGCAGAAGGGACACCUGGAGAUCUGCCACCUGCUGCUCCAGGCCGGAGCCAACAUCAACGCCGUGGACAAGCAGCGCCGGACGCCGCUGAUGGAGGCCGUGGCCAAUGACCAGCUGGACACGGCGCGGUACCUGCUGCAGAGAGGGGGGUGCGCCUACAGCCAGGUGCUGCUGAACGCGCAGUGCGACCUGCACGCCGUCAACUUCCACGGGGACACGCCGCUGCACAUCGCCGCCCGGGAGAGCUACCAUGAUUGUGUCAGCCUGUUCCUGUCGCGCGGGGCCGACCCCGAGGUGCGGAACAAGGAGGGCGACUCCCCCCUGGACCUGAGCCCGGAGCGCUCCGAGGUCUGGGUGGCGCUGCAGCUCAACAGGAAACUGAGGCAGGGCGCGGCGGGCAGGGCGCUGCGCACCGAGCGCAUCGUCAGCAGGGACGUGGCGCGGGGCCACGAGAACGUUCCCAUCCCCUGCGUCAACGGCGUGGACGAGGAGCCGUGCCCACAGGACUACAAAUACAUCGCCGAGAACUGCGAGACCUCCACCAUGAACAUCGACCACAACAUCACCCACCUGCAGCACUGCACCUGCCAGGACGAUUGCUCCUCCUCCAACUGCCUCUGCGGGCAGCUCAGCAUCCGCUGCUGGUACGACAAGGACGGGCGGCUGCUGCAGGAGUUCAAUAAAAUCGAGCCCCCCCUGAUUUUCGAGUGCAACCAGGCCUGCACCUGCUGGAGGAGCUGCAAGAACCGCGUGGUGCAGAGCGGCAUCAAGUGGGACCCCAAAAAAACCCCAAAAACCCAAAUUCUGCACCCCAAAAACCCCAAAAUCCUGAAUUCUGCACCAGAAAAACCCCGUUACUACGGCAACGUCAGUCGCUUCAUCAACCACCUGUGCGACCCCAACAUCAUCCCCGUGCGCGUGUUCAUGCUGCACCAGGACCUGCGCUUCCCCCGCAUCGCCUUCUUCAGCAGCCGCCACAUCCGCCCCGGCGAGGAGCUGGGG